This is a messenger RNA of Nilaparvata lugens (brown planthopper), 2254 nucleotides long. RefSeq lists its product as uncharacterized. The record is from RefSeq and is a predicted model, not a curated record. The transcript is spliced from 5 exons. NCBI's taxonomy places the organism in Eukaryota, Metazoa, Arthropoda, Insecta, Hemiptera, Delphacidae. Bases 322 to 744 code for a protein of 140 amino acids.
UACGGUAACUUAACUCAUUUCUACUUAGCACAAAGCAUUUCAUGUUGUACAUUGUAUUUCGUUACAGAAUCAUUCAUAGCAGGGGAUUCAGAUUUGGAGAAGCCGAUUGAAGAGUCAUGCCUGGUCUCUUCAGAACACACUGCUGGCCACAACAUAUCAUUUACUCCUCAGGGUACAAACAGUGGGCAUUUAGUUACUUCAAGUUCAUCUAAAGGGCUCGAUGUUCUUGCAGGCCAUUUGGCAAGGAUAAAUAGAAGAUUGGAUGAUAUUGAAAAGAAUCAGAGUGAAAUUUUAGCAAGGUUGUGUCCAACAAAGCCUGCUAUGAACAUUAUUCCUCCUGAUAUAAAACUCCCCUGCGAAACAUUGGACGAGAUUAGUGACUUGGAAGAUUGGUUGCUGGAUUACACUAAUAAACAAUCUUUGAUCACAAAUUUGAGUCUUCUGGGUGGGAAAAAAGUUGGAAGAGUUGUGCGCAAUAUACCUGAAAAGAUUUUUACCAAUGAUGUUGCCGAACUUUUCAAUUGGACAGGCAGACACAGCAAACGCUGUUUGAGAGAUUUGGCUGUGAUGAAACUCAUACCUGGUGCUGUAAGGAAACAAAAAAACUUAACAAGUGCUACGGAUGAUGAAAUAAAUACCAACAUUGCAAAUUGGUUCAGAUUUUUGAAGGAUAGAAAUGGAGGACGAGAGCAAAGACGAAAGGACAAGCCAAGACAAGAUCACCAGGACCAGCAGAGACAGUAAAAAAUACCAUGGUUUAUCAAAAAGAACUAAUUACAGAAAGUUAGCAAAAGAAAAACAAAAAAUCAAACAACAGUUACUUGAAUUGUGCACUCCUGUUGCAAAUUGUGUUCAAUCUGAAAAUAGCACUCAUGAAUCCCAUGAUAGCUCACUUGAUAUCUCAAAUCAAUUUGAUAAUUUAUCAGGAAGUAAAGAAAGUUUUCCAUACAGUUCCAGUUCUGAUAGUAGUAUAAGUAGUAGUUUCAGUGAUGUUUCAAAUUAUUCUGACAAUAGGGACACUAAUCAUUAUUAAACGAAAAUCCAAAGUAAAUUCUGUAAACCAGACUUCUGCUUCUGCAAAUACUGACGACAGGGUGAACAUAUAGAUGGAAAUUUGAUAACAGCUUCUAUUCAAAAAUUAUUACAUCAUGCAGGACUUGCAAAUAAUUUUUAGAUAGUAGCUCUCAUCGAAUUUCGUUCCAGCCGUUCAUCCUGUUGUCAAUAUUUGCAGUAGCAGAAGUCUUCGGGGUGGUUUACAGCAUUUAACUUUGAAUUAUCGUUUACUAAUAAUUAUUUAUUCAUUAGCAUUUGAACAAAUGCAAUUUCUCAUUUUUUCCAUCUAUAAUUUAUCAAAUGUAAUUGUAAUGUAAAUGCAGUUGUAAUGUAAUUUUUCAAAUAGAACAAUGUGUCAUGUGAUACAUAAUUGAUUUGUAAUUUUAAGUGGAAAUGAAUGGCGAAAACCGCCAUUCAAAAAUCGCAGCUGUCGGUAUGUCAUAUUAUUAUUUUUAAAUUACUGUCACUCACCAUCUGUCAAAUUGGAUUAAUUCUACUGCAGGUACCUAUAUACCUGCAAAUAAUAUUUAAAUGCAACAUUGUCAAUUGGUUGGCCCAAUGUAAUAUCUUAUGUUGGCCCAAUGUAAGUGAACUGGUUGUUGGCCCUUCAUAUAUAGGCUACACUUUUGAUGGCCCAACAUUGUUAUAAGGUUGGUUGGCCAACUGUUGGCAAGAGUGCCAAUUCAAACCACAGGCCAACUGAGGAUGACAAACAAUUUUCAACGUUGGGCCUACCUUUUGUGCUACUUGGGAAAAGAGUAAAUUUUGACAAAAAAUGACAAGAAAGUAUACAAAUAGAUUCGAGCAUUGGUUCAUUGAAAGUAAUAAAUAUCAAAGUCAUAUCUCUUGCAGAUUAUGUAAAUGGAGGUGAUGGUGAUACAGAAUUUUUUGACAUAACCCUGUCAGCUAAAGAAUGGUCAGAUAUAGCUCCAAGGGAUAUCUAUUAUAAGUGUACAAGUCGGGGUGAAAAAAUUUACAAAGGCCUGGCACCAAACGUAUGGACAAACGUUGUGAAUGAGCAUUUUUGAUUAGUAACAAGAAAAAGCUGCUGUUUGGUCUUCAAAAGAGUUUCUGACACUAACAAGUACUACAUUAAAAUGUCUGCGAUGUGCAAAGGGUGUGGUGGACAAUUUAUUGGGUAUAUUGACACCGCUCCAGAAGAAGAAAGAUGAAACUCAGUAGUUUUUCCGCGAACCUCAUC